AAGGCAGUUGGACAAUCAUUUCUCACAAGUAGGGUUUACUAGUGGAAAAAAAAAACCCAAUUCUCACAAGUAAAGAAUUAAAAUAACAAUAUAGUAAGGGGAUGUAACAAGGCUUUGGUGCUAUAAAUAUAUACACUAGGGUUAGGGCUUGGUCCUGAGCUCAGACUAAAAGCUCUGCCUCUCUUUCUAUAUAUUAUUUUACAAGGGUUUAGUGGUGAAGAAGGUUUUAGAGAACAAUUUGGGGUUCGCGAAAUGAGGAAGCGACAGGUAGUUGUGAGAAGGGAGGAGCCAACAAGAAACACCACCAAUUCAUCAUUGACAAUUAGAAGUGUGAGAUAUGGGGAGUGCCAAAAGAAUCAUGCCGCCUCCGUUGGAGGUUAUGCUGUUGAUGGGUGCAGGGAAUUCAUGGCCAGUGGAGAAGAAGGAACAACUGCAGCCCUUACAUGCGCUGCUUGUGGCUGCCACAGGAAUUUCCACAGAAGGGAAGUUGAAACUGAGGUAGUUUGCGAGUGCUCUUCACCUCCUUCUUCCAACGGAGCUUAAAUAUAUAGUUUUAUUAAAUUAAUUACUGCUCAUGUUUAUAUAAAUGGAAGGUUUCAAUUAUGUAAUCAUGUAUGUGUUUGCUUUGAUAUGUUGGUAACUGUUUUGAGUUUUUGCGGAGACAUGAUCAUCAGUCAUGGAAAAACCUAUCCCCUAUCAAUAAUUUGUGUUGUGUUUCUUGAAGGUAUGGUUUUUUUCUUAGCUUGUUUUCUAUAUUAUGAAGAGAUCAAAAGAAUUUGUGUCAUGUUGUUGAUGAAGGAAUUAAUGGUUUUUUUUUUCUGUUGAUUACACCAUAAUGGAGUGAUGGCCCAUGGUUGACCUAGCUUGGCAAUUUCAGUUUCUCUAGCUUGAUUCCUUGAUAGGGAGAAUAAAAUUUGCUUAAAGGUGGGAAAAAGGUGAUGAUUUUGACUAACUCCGUUAGGAAUAUAUAUGUUUAGCAAUUAACUUUGCUGCUGUUUCUGCAGUUCCAUGAUCUGCUUAAAAUUAUUGUAGUUGUAUGAGGUGUUAUGUGACUUUGCAUGCCUUUUGGAUGAUUAAAUUUAUGAUUCUUGUUCAAAUUAGUAUAUGGUAAUUAGAAAGCAAUUAAGGAAACAUUCUUCUUUCACUUAAGCAUGAUUUAUGAACAGCACCAUCAACCAGUGGUAACAAAUUGGUAAAAGUAAAUUAUAUACUAGCUGCUAGCUCUGAAUUUGUAUAAUUGAAAUUGUAGCUUUGUAAUUUGUUUUUGAGUUGUAAAUUUGCUUCAUCUCCUUUGGAAUUAAAUUCCAAAUUUUCAUGGUGCUUUCACUUGUUUGAGUUGUGUAUAUGUCAUGAUUGAAACCUGCAUAAGGGGUUAUCACGCAUCUCUUAGAUGAUAUAUAUUGAUGCCAGUAAGCUUUUUCACCAAACCAUUAGCAACAUUAUCUUCUUUCUUUAAAACAAAAAAGUAGGCAAGUUUUUAAAAAUUAAUAAAUAAAAAAGAGGAUACAACAACAACAACUUAGAAUAGCAAACAAUAAGCCAUUAGGCCAUACCAAAAGAAAACCAAAAAGAGUCGAUUAAGAUGCCACAACUCAAAGGAAGAACAUACGUCUGAUUAAACAAUAAUCUAUGAAAUUUUUACAAGCAACAUUAUCUUGUGAUGCUCAGGGCAAAAAUCCAAGGAAUAUUUCCUAAAUGUGGAAGUCUAAUCUGUAUGGUAAUUAGAUCACUUUGUAUUUAAGUUCACAGGCCCACAUAUCUAAUCACUAAUGGAAUAUUUCCUAAAGUGUUCUAAUCUGCUGGUUGUUAUGAUGGGAAAUUGUCUUAGUGAUGUACUUAAAAUCCAAUUGUAAAGCUUAAACUAACCACUUGGGGUUGAAAUAAAGGUUGGCCUUAGAGUAAAAAUCUUCGAACGGUAACAUCCCUGUUUUCUUGUAUACCAUAAUAUUUUUUU
Durio zibethinus is the source of this 1954-nucleotide messenger RNA. Lineage: Eukaryota; Viridiplantae; Streptophyta; Magnoliopsida; Malvales; Malvaceae. The record is from RefSeq and is a predicted model, not a curated record.